This is a messenger RNA of Actinia tenebrosa (Australian red waratah sea anemone), 1601 nucleotides long. Its product is annotated as ES1 protein homolog, mitochondrial. Gene Ontology annotation, cellular component: mitochondrion. Lineage: Eukaryota; Metazoa; Cnidaria; Anthozoa; Actiniaria; Actiniidae. The record is from RefSeq and is a predicted model, not a curated record.
UAUAGAACACUUUUGUACACAAGUUGUACAGAUAAUGCUGUCUUUGGUAAGGGUUUUUCUACACAGUGGAGUUAAAAGAGCUUUUAGCACUACCAUGCAAUCUAGAGCAUCAGUUGCUGUGGUUCUGUCUGGUAGUGGAGUGUUUGAUGGCUCUGAAGUUCACGAAGCAUCAGCUAUUCUUGUGAACCUUAGUCGUGCUGGUACAGAGUACAGCAUCUAUGCACCAGACAUCCCUCAAAUGCAUGUGAUAAAUCAUGCAAAAGGAGAGGUUGCUGAUCAAGAAAGCAGGAAUGUACUGAGUGAAUCAGCUAGAAUUGCAAGAGGGAAAAUCACUGCUUUGGACAAGUUGGAUGCAUCAAGCUAUGAUGCAGUCUUUUUCCCUGGAGGCUUUGGUGCUGCAAAAAACUUGUCCACAUUUGCAACAGAAGGAGCUGACUGCAAAGUGAAUGAACAGGUUGCUAAUGUGAUCAAAGAAUUUCAUGCAAAACAAAAACCAAUUGGUCUGUGUUGUAUAGCACCAGUAUUAGCUGCAAAGGUGAUUCAAGGUUGUGAAGUGACAGUGGGACAAGACAAGGAUGAUGGAACUGGUAAAUGGCCCUAUGCUGGUACAGCUGAGGCCAUCCAGAAGAUGAAUGCUGUACAUGUGAACAAGAAUGUUGAUGAAGUCCAUGUUGACAAGAAAAACAAAGUUGUAACUACACCAGCAUUCAUGUGUGAAACCAAGAUUCAUGAGAUUCAUGAUGGAAUUGGAAAGAUGGUCCAGGCUGUGCUUUCAUUGGUGAAGUAGAUUACAGAUGAUCAGUCAAAACAGAAAGAACAGUCAGAUGUAUAGCUAAGAAGACUGAGUAAGGUAUAGUGGAAUUUUAACUUAAUAUUCAGGGCAAAUGAGUGCUUUAUUCAGGAAAUUCAAAGUCAAAAAGAUAAUAUUAGAUGUGCUUUGUGAGUAAAUCUUGACAAGUAAAAAAGAUUAUUAGGAAAUUUUUGUUUAAUAAAUCUUUAUUCCAUUGAUAGAAAAAUUGUAUACAAUGUAUUAGAGGCAUCUUCUGUCCUUUUCUUGCAACAAAAAUUAUUAUCGACCAGUCAUAUCAUCUCAAGAUGAGGAAUUUCUUUAUUUGCUUUUUCCUUUCUUUCUGUGACCCUGAUGGGAAAAUCAGUAAUUUUUUUAAGGUACUGGUACUACACCUAAAAUAUACAAACACUGUACAGUUAAGAGUAAAUGGUUUGAACCCAGGUGUAGAAGUUUGUUAUGAAGUUUGAUCGUCCAGGUGAGUGUAGUCUUGACAAAGACUGUUGGUGAAAGACUGCUGAGUGCAAGUCAUCUUCAUCUUCAGAUGACUUCUGCUCAGGUUGUCGAAAUGUCAGUCACCACCACCAACAGCCUUUCUCAAGAAUACUCUCCCGGACUAUCACACUUCACAAUAAACUGUACAGUUAAUCCCAAACAGAUUUCCCCAAAGGAGCUAUGAAACCUAUCUGUCUCUCAACCUUGAAUGUUAUUUACUACAUUAUUGCAUGCAACAGGGUUUUAAACAUUUUUUGAGGCUGCCAAAGAUCUUCAAUAAUAUACGAAUAGAGUAACAAUACAACAUUUUACCUUUUUA